AUGGCUAAUAAUGACGACGAGAACUCAAAACAAUCCAGCGCUGUUUCUAAUUCAGAUACAACUGUACUACCAUGGAAUGCAAUUGGUUCAACGCGCUCAUCGGUUUUUGAACUUGAAAAGAGUUUAGAACAAGAGAUAAACAAGUUAUUACUACAACAACCAUCUUUCUCAAAAACGGACUCGGUACCACCUCUGCAUGAUGGUAGAAAUAUUAUGAAAGGUCUAGUGAUCGAAUGUCCUCCACUUAAUGAAAUGAAUGUUGGAACAUGUGCUUACGGUCAUAGCAAGUGUUCUAAUGUAGUUUCAGAAUCUCAACAUAUAACACUUUGUGCGAAACACUAUACUGAAAUGAUGGAAAAGUUUGAUGACAAAAAAAAUAUCGCAUCUGUACUUCCACCAAACUAUAAUCAAAAAGUAUACAGUGAUAUUCUUCCAGUGAUAGAUCGAUGCAUCGAUCUUUUGGUGACUUUGAAAGCAUUUGAUUAUCACGAAAAACAGUUUUAUCAGAGUUUAGUCUGCGUCAAAGCAUUUAUUUUGGUUUAUCGUCGGUAUUUAAAUCCUGGAAAUGAACAGCUUAUGAAUACGGUUUUGAUGACACUACGAGAGUACCCAGAACGAUCACAAGCUAUGAUAUCGACCGUUGUUUCUGUAUUGGGAUAUUUUGGAAUUAUGUUGGUUGUACGAGAUUUAGGUUUGGAAUUACCAGUAGGUGCGGCAUUAGCUACUAGUGGUAGUUUGACAGCUCUGAUUGGAAUCGUUGCACCCAACAUGUUCGGUGCUAGAAUUGCUGCUUUACCUGCUUUACCAAUUAUAUUAGGUAGUGCAAUUGGCGUUACCGGUGUAAGUCAUAUUAUCACAAAAUUAUGGGAUUGGAACAAACCUCCACCUCCACGAAAUGAAUGGUGUCGAAUCACUCUUUGGCUGUUCACCUAA
Messenger RNA from Adineta ricciae, 933 nucleotides. The record is from the annotation of a GenBank genome assembly. Lineage: Eukaryota; Metazoa; Rotifera; Eurotatoria; Adinetida; Adinetidae.